UCAGUGUGGCUCGGCGGUUUAUAUCAGUGCUGCAAUGUCACAAACGAGUUGAUUUGUUUAAAUUAAUGCUCAUUUUUGCUUACCUUUUCUCGCCUGGAGGCCACACCUUCCUCCAUGUUAAAGACCGCUGGUGCUCUUCAGAAGCCUCACUUUGUUUGACACGUCCCUUUGAGUGGAUCAUGUCCACAGUGGAGGCCCUGAAGGACACAAAGCUGGGCUCGCUUUUAAAGGGCCUUCGUACGGACAUCGCCAUGGCCGUGGAUGACACCUUCCCUCUGGUUCACGGCCUGGCUGAUAAAAACAUCAUCAGUGAGCAACUGCUGAAGGACACACUGGAGAAGGAGGGGAGAGAAGGAAUCCACAAGGCCUUGUACUCGCUUCUCUCCUGGGUGCUUGAGCAAAGUCCUUCCACCAUGCAGGCCUUUUGGAGGAACUUGAACAAGGCCUAUAACCUGGAAAGCUACCCUAAACUGCGAUCGCUGCUCGCCAAUACUAGCAACAGGAGUCACAGCAAAAAGAGGAGCCGCAAGGACAGAAAUGAUCAACACUCUCAACUCUCACUGUAUCGCACUCAUGCAAAUGAUGAACAAGGCAUGAUGGUCCCCCCAGGGGAUAAAGUCAAGCUGUACCUAGUGAAGAGUGAAGCUCCUCCGCCUCCACAGCAGGCAACACCUGGCUCGGUCCAAAAAGGAGCCCACUCUUCUUCAUCUGCUGCUGUCCACAACAGUGAGCUGUCAAAGCAUUCAUCCUCCAGGGAGAAGAUCCAGAUCAAGCAUCAAAUGUUUGGCUUGGAUGGGUCUGCAAGAAAGUGCAUUAAAGUUGGAGGAGAGCUCUACAAAUGUAAAGCGUUGAAGUCCAAAGCUGCCAUGACAACAUUGCACCACCAGAGGGAGACAAACACUCACUCCAAUGAUGACGAGUGUGCUGUGUGCAAAGAUGGUGGCGAGCUGAUAUGUUGUGAUGGGUGCCCUCGAGCUUUUCACCUCACCUGCCUGGACCCUCCGCUCUCAGCCAUACCCAGCAGUGGCUCUUGGCAGUGUGAAGGCUGCAGUGGCAGAGGAGGGAAAAAACAGAAAACACAGAUUGCACUGCAGCCUCAGCAGAGCAGCACUAACAACUCCACCAUAGACAUCUCAUUCUUCCCCCUGUUGUCCUCCUCCACCUCCCUAAAAGAGUGUCCAGGUGGAGACUUGAUGGGCAUGAGAGAUGCGUGCGGUAUUUGUCACCUGGCAGGAGGAGAGCUGACCUUCUGCCUUCAGUGUUCCAAGUGCUACCACCCUCGCUGCCACUUCUCCAUUGGUAGAUCUGUCUGUUUGUCCUGCUCUAGGACGUGGGUGAGUGCUGCAGAAAAGGCGGCGCAGCCUUCAUUUUUACAGGUUCAGAACACACAUGGUCUUGACCAGAGCUUAUCCAGACAUCAGGAAGAACUGGAUUCCAUCCUGGGAGACCAGGCCUCCUUGGAUGGCAUCCUGCAGUGGGCUUUCCACAACAUCUCUCAACCUCAUACAGACACCCCAGGAUGCUAUCAGUAACAAAUAAAGCAGCAAAAGUUUGUUUUUCAAAACAGCAAAAUAUGAUGUCAAUUAAGGAGUGAUCAGAACUUUCCUCACAUUGUAAUUGAAUCACGGUAAUUUACUUCGUAGAUCCCCAACCACCUGUUUGUCUCACAUUUGCUACCGGGCUACACGGAAACAUUAAAUAAUUAAUAAAUGAAAACAUUUUCUCCAACAUAACUUUCGCCUGUCAAUGAGCUUGUUCAUCGAUGUACAGUAGUUCUGCAACCAACAACUCUUGUGGCAGUCAUUCACUAUCUUAACCAUUAGUCGGCUAAUUUGAUUCAAUUGAAUUUUAUCUAUAUUACUGUAUUUUUCGGACCAAAUUGCGCACCGGAUUAAAAGUUUCUCUGCCGAUGAGCGGGUCUAUUCAGGUCUUUUUUCAUACAAAUGGCGCACCGUACUAUAUGGCGCAUUAAAGGCGUACUGGAAUGAGAUUUUCUUAUUCAAACGGGAAUAGCAGGUCCAUUCUAUGUGUCAUACUUGAUCAUUUUGCGAUAUUGCCAUAUUUUUGCUGAAAUGAUUUAGUAAAGAAGAUCCACGAUACAGUUUGCAACUUUUGGUGCUGAUAAAAAAGCCUUGCCUGUACCAGAAGUCGCAGACAAUGACGUUACAAGGGUGAGGGCUCCUCACGUCCUCACAUUGUCUUUAAAGGGAGCCUCCAGCAGCAAGAGCUAUUUGGACCGAGAAAACGACAAUUUCCCCAUUAAUUUGAGCGAGGAUGAAAGAUUUGUGGAUGGUGAUAUUGAUAGCAAAGGACUAGAAAAAUAAAUAAAUAAAGUUUAAAAAAAAAAUUAAAUAAAAAAGGCGAUUGCAUUGGGACGGAUUCAGAUGCUUUUAGACACAUUUACUAGGAUAAUUCUGGGAAAUCCCUUAUCUUUCUAUUGUGUUGCUAGUGUUUUAGUGAGUUUGACACUACCUGAUAGUCGGAGGGGUGUGUCCACGGAUGUCUUGAGGCCAGUGUCUGAGGGAAGUCGACGGCAGAUACAAGGACGGCGAAAACUCCACAGAUCUCCUGUAAGAGGCGACUUUUUAACACAAUUUUCUCACUGAAACCUGCCGGUUGACAAGUAGUCGGGAUCCAUGUUCGCUUGACCGCUCUGAUCCACAGUAAAGGUUCACCUCCGGGAAUUUUAAACAAGGAAUCACCGUGUGUUUGUGUGGCUAAAAGCUAAAGCUUCUCAACUCCAUCUUUCUACUUUGACUUCUCCAUUAUUAAUUGAACAAAUUGCAAAAGAUUCAGCAACACAGAUGUCCAGAAUACUGUUUAAUUGCGCGAUGAAAAGAGAGGACUUUUAGCCGCAAAUAGUGCUGCGCUAAUAUUUCCUGACAGUCCGUGACGUCACGUGCACGCAUCAUCCUUCCGCGACGUUUUCAACAAGAAACUCCGCGGGAAAUUUAAAAUUGCAAUUAAGUAAACUAAACCGGCCGUAUUGGCAUGUGUUGCAAUGUAAUAUUUCAUCAUUGAUAUAUUAAUGACAACACUAAAUUGGCCCUAGUGUGUGAAUGUGAGUGUGAAUGUUGUCUGUCUAUCUGUGUUGGCCCUGCGAUGAGGUGGCGACUUGUCCAGGGUGUACCCCGCCUUCCGCCCGAUUGUAGCUGAGAUAGGCGCCAGCGCCCCCCGCGACCCCGAAAGGGAAUAAGCGGUAGAAAAUGGAUGGAUGGAUGGAUAUAUUAACUAUCAGACUGCGUGGUCGGUAGUAGUGGGUUUCAGUAGGCCUUUAAAUGGGGUCAUUUUAUGAUUUUCUUGUAAAUUCAAAACACUAUCUUGUGGUCCACAUAACAUGUGAUGGUGUCUUUUUUGUCAAAAUCUUGCACAGAUUAUGUUUUACAGAUCAUCUUUAAGUAGGUUUCAGAGCGUCCUUUCAGGAUGCGGCGUUUUGUGGGUUGUCUUAUUUACGUGGCUCACCUUCGACAGCGUCUUCUCCCUGUCAUCUUUGUUGUAGCCGUGUAGCGUGCAAGGACGGGAGUGGAAGAAGUGUCAAAAGAUGUAGCUAACUGUUUUAAAGACAUUAAGACUUUACUUUAAUCCAUAACGGAGCAGCAUCAUCUCAUCCGUGGCUCAAUAAUACAACAUCAACGCUGGAAAUAAAAAUGUCCGACCGGAACCCUCUAAUAUCUAAAGUUCCGUGUGUGAAUUAUGUAAACCCACUACAGUUUCUAGCGCUUUUAUAGCUAGUCUACUGACAGAUAUAAGUUAGAACUUUAGGUUACUUUAUAUUAGAAAUGACAACAGUGGAAGAUGAAUGCCACAUAAGAAGGUAGAGAAAAAGAAGAAGUUUAUGACUAUGGUUUCGGUAUGGACUACAAUGGUUGACGCGCGCACAUUUUCAGGACUUAUGCAGAUCCCAAAUACACAUCAACAUAUACCAGAAGGUAAGAAAAGUUGGUUUUUCAUAAUAUUGCGAAACAAAACGCCAGGUAAUAUGUCUGCUAAUAGGUGCCAUUUUGCGGCCCUUAUACACAAACCAUUGUAAUACUUGUAUUUUUAAGGUGCUGACAAUCCAUCAAGCAGUGCGGCUUCAUAGCUUACCAAAAUCGUACUAAAAACAUUUUGACAGAUUUAUGCACGCCGUGUGUAAUGUUCUAUAUUCUCAAUGGAACAUUUAAAGUUUUGGUGUUCUUCACGGCCAUCAUAUUGCAGUCUACGCGUAUCUCUUAUGUAUGACUGCCAUCUACUGGUCACACACUUAUCAUCACACCAUGUACCAAAUAAAAUUGCUUCGAGGUCAGUAAGUACAACCAGGAUUAUUCCGUACAUUAGGCGCACUGUGUUAUAAGGCGCACUGUCGAUUUUUGAGAAAAUUUAAGGAUUUUAAUUGCCUUAGAGUCUGAAAAAUACGGUAUAUUCAAUGUUUUAUUCGCAUGUUUGUGUUCACCUUUGAGGGACAGUCAAAUUGGAGCAGGAUUGGUGAAACAAAAAAAAAAAAAGUCUGCCGUCAAGCAGAACAUCUUUGCAGGGUCACGGGCUCUAAUAAAAGUUUCUUUGUAUACUACUGUUUCUUGACUAUGCCUUUAAUGUUUCGGUGCUACAAAACAUCCCGAUAGCACCAUAAUUGGCAUAAAUAACACAAUCCAAGAUGUGCCUUACCAAAAAUGGCAGUUGCACAAUCUUUGUGGCUCUGAGGACUUCACACUCUCAUCACAGCAGAUGGUUCCAAUACACGGAGGUAUGAAUCCUGCGAAAUGUUUAACAGGAAUUCCUCCAAGACGAUCACUUAGAUGUGGAAUGUUGUUUUUGU
Messenger RNA from Nerophis ophidion (straightnose pipefish), 4795 nucleotides. It is a transcript of the gene aire, whose product is annotated as autoimmune regulator. Gene Ontology annotation, cellular component: cytoplasm; nucleus. Lineage: Eukaryota; Metazoa; Chordata; Actinopteri; Syngnathiformes; Syngnathidae. Gene Ontology annotation, molecular function: translation regulator activity; DNA binding; DNA-binding transcription factor activity, RNA polymerase II-specific. Bases 66 to 1532 code for a protein of 488 amino acids. Gene Ontology annotation, biological process: humoral immune response; regulation of transcription by RNA polymerase II. The record is from RefSeq and is a predicted model, not a curated record. The transcript has 13 exons.